Messenger RNA from Symsagittifera roscoffensis, 1320 nucleotides. RefSeq names its product glutaminyl-peptide cyclotransferase-like. Bases 88 to 1248 code for a protein of 386 amino acids. The transcript is spliced from 6 exons. The record is from RefSeq and is a predicted model, not a curated record. Gene Ontology annotation, molecular function: glutaminyl-peptide cyclotransferase activity; zinc ion binding. NCBI's taxonomy places the organism in Eukaryota, Metazoa, Xenacoelomorpha, Acoela, Convolutidae.
UAGUUUAAAUGUCAUAAAAUUCACCACUCAUUCGACCUUCUCAGCAGCGGUUAUUCAUGAGGUGGUUAUUAACUAGAAGCUUAACCGAUGUCUAGAAGACGCAGAGGACAACAAGGAUCUGCGGACAGUGUGCAUUUUGGUCACAAGUUUAAAAAACACAAGCCAAUGUUUUGGGAACUGCUCAAGGGAAAGUGCUUGCUCUUCAUCACGAUGGCAUGCUUAGUUAUGAGUGCUGUCGUCAGUAUUCUGAUGUAUCACAUAUCACCCCGGUUAGCAGCUGCAGAAACAGAGACAAUUUCACUGUCUCAGGGAUCAGCAGAACAAAUGAGCUACUCCACUAUUUACAAGGAGUUCGCGAAGCCUUUUAUGAAGGAGAGAUACCCUAAUUCGAAAGGAACCAAGGAAGUGGUACAGUUCAUGAAGAACUCUCUGAACGAAAGUGGUUACAGUGUGAACGAGCAAUCUUUCACGGCCAAAGAUCCAGAUGGUAAGGCUCUACACUUGACUAACAUCUGGGCAGAGACGAAGAGAGAGUCGAAUAAUAAAGUGGUGCUGAGUUGUCAUCAUGACUCGAAGAUCAUGGACGCCCAUAAUAGUCCCUUCAUAGCAGCCAUAGACUCAGCUAUACCAUGUGCUAUUCUGAUGUAUCUAGCAGCCAUAUCAGGCCCAAAAGGUGACAAAAAAUCAUGUGCUAUCAAUGAUAAGCUAGAAAAACUGGACAUCAGCCUCGUGUUCAUAUUCUUCGACGGCGAAGAGGCCAUUAAAAAGUGGACUGCCACAGACUCGUUGUAUGGCUCCCGCUACUUCGCCGAGAACAUAGACAGCGAAGUGAAAGACUUCACCAAAAACGUCAAACUAUUCGUCCUUCUGGACUUGUUAGGCAGCAAAGAUCCGAAAUUUAAUAUAUUUCAUUUUACUCAUCACAAAUGCUUCAGCAAACUGCGAGGCAUUGAGAACGAUUUGAAAAGUAAAAAAUCGAAAUCGUGUAAUUCGAACUUGCAGUACGACACAAGCUACAAGAGGAAUUAUUUCUCGACAAAUAUGCUCUCAAGGGCUAGUGGAGUCAGUGACGACCACGAGCCUUUUCUGCGUAAAGUGAAGAACAUCCUCCACCUCAUCCCAACUCCCUUCCCAACAGUUUGGCAUCAAAAGACAGACGACGAAGACCAUCUUCACCAUCCGACAAUAGAAAACCUCCUCCAGAUUUUUACCCAAUUCAUACAGGACUUGUCGUGUGCAUUCGAAUGAAUAUAUGUAGUUUACAGAUGGUUGCAAAAAGUUCGCAUAGGCAGAGUUAAUUAAAAAGAGCAAAUGUCCUAA